Molecule: messenger RNA, 2749 nt
Organism: Colossoma macropomum (tambaqui)
Lineage: Eukaryota; Metazoa; Chordata; Actinopteri; Characiformes; Serrasalmidae
Product: zinc finger protein 501-like
Exons: 2
Coding region: 271-1575 (434 amino acids)
Biological process (GO): regulation of transcription by RNA polymerase II
Cellular component (GO): PcG protein complex; transcription regulator complex
Molecular function (GO): DNA-binding transcription factor activity, RNA polymerase II-specific; RNA polymerase II cis-regulatory region sequence-specific DNA binding
Source: RefSeq, a predicted model, not a curated record
UGUGAGAGCUGUGAAUGUCCACAUCAGAUGGAAGUUUUUUCUUUCUUUACACCUUCUGCCAGUUGAUGUAAGUGGAUCAUUCAUAAUUUGGAUCAGACUACUUUUGUUGCAUUGCACAUUGAGUUUAGUUGAAAUUUUUCUUUUCUUUUUUUCAGAAAUGAAUGAUGUCUUGUUUCAAGACGUCUCCUGCACUUUCCUACUCAGCCUAAAUGUGUCUCCAUAAACACAUCAGGACAGUCUACCACGAGGAAUAUUAAGCUGCUGAAACAGAUGAAGUAUGAGAAUAUGGCUUCCAGAAGACGUUCAACUUCUCAGCAAACAUCAUCUGGUACCCUCCACAUGAAAACAUCUCACAAACAAACACAGAAAUGCCGCAAGGAGAGAAAUCACUUCUGCUUGGAUCCUAGAAAGAGUUAUACUGUACAGAGUCAUCUCAGAACACACCAGCGCAUUUACACAGGAGAAAAGCCGUAUCACUGCACAGAGUGUGGGAAGAGUUUUACUGUCCAGAGUAAUCUCAAAAUACACCAGCGCAUUCACACAGGAGAGAGGCCGUAUCACUGCUCAGAGUGCGGACAGAGAUUUACUGUACAGAGUCACCUCAAAGACCACCAGCGCAUUCACACAGAGGAGAAACCGUAUCACUGCUCAGAGUGUGGAAAGAGUUUUACUCAACUGAGUCAUCUCAAAAGACACCAGCGCAUUCACACAGGAGUAAAACCAUAUCACUGCUCAGAGUGUGGGACAAGUUUUACUCGAUGGAGUACUCUCAAAACGCACCAGCGCAUUCACACAGGAGAGAAGCCGUAUCACUGCUCAGAGUGUGGGAAGAGUUUUAAUCAACAGAGUAAUCUUAAAACACACCACCGCAUUCACACAGGAGAGAAACCACAUCACUGCUCAGAGUGUGGGAAGAGUUUCAGGGUACGGAGUGCUCUCGAAAUACACCAGCGCAUCCACACAGGAGAGAAAACAUAUCACUGCUCAGAGUGUGGGAAGAGUUUUACUGAACAGAGUAUUCUCAAAACACAUCAGCGCAUUCACACAGGAGAGAAGCCAUUUCACUGCUCAGAGUGUGGGAUGAGUUUUACUGACCGGAGUAAUCUCCAAAAACACCAGCGUAUUCACACAGGAGUAAAAUCAUAUCACUGCUCAGAAUGUGGGAAGAGUUUUAAUCGACAGAGUCAUCUCAAAAGACACCAGCGCAUUCACACAGGAGAGAAACCGUAUCACUGCUCAGAGUGUGGGAAGAGUUUUAAUCGACAGGGGACUCUCCGAGAUCACCAGCGCAUUCACACAGGAGUAAAACUGUAUUACUGCUCAGAGUGUGGAAAGAGUUUUAAUCGACAGAGGACUCUCCAAGAUCACCAGCGUGUUCACACAGGAGUAAAACCUUAUUAUUGUGCAGAGUGUGGGAUGAAUUUUACUCGACAGAGGGCUCUUCAACAGCACCAGCGCAUUCACACUGGAGAGAAACCGUAUCACUGCUCAGAGUGUGGGAAGAAUUUCAGGCUUUCAAAGACUGUAAAAACACAUAAGUGCACUAAGGACAGUGUUGGAAAUCAGCAGAAAUGAGUGGAACCUUAACACGGCCUGAGAGUAAAAGUCAACAGGAAACGGUGAUUCUAGGCCAAAUUUCAGUCUGUUUUUUGGUGACAACCACCUCUUGUUUUUUUGCAGUUUUUAAAACCUAAGCAUAAAAUUAAGUGUAAUUUCCUGUGCUGAACACAAAUUCAAGCCUAAAGCUCAUCCACCCAAUGAGAAGGUGUGGUACUGCAUAUUCUCCCCAAAAUGAGUUUUAUUUCUAUUAUAUGUGUAAAACAAUCAAGAGGCUCCACAUUCAGUAUUUUUAAUUUAAUUUAGUAAAUCUAAGCUAGUGUAAUGUUUCUGAUGCAAUGCUGGAUGUUUUGACAAACACUUUGUUUUGGUUUAGAGGCAAAGCGUGUUUUUGUAACCAUGUUAACUUGUUGAGAUGAUUUUUCUCCAUUUUCUUUAUUAUUAUUGUUUUAAAUAAUAUAUUUUUUAAUUCUCCUUUUGAAAUUCACUGUUUACUAAAGAACUGGCUCAUUUUGCUGUCACAUGCCAAGCUUACACUUGUUUUUAAACCACCACCCUCUACGGAGCCAGCCAACAAGUCUACCUAGGCAUCGACUUUUCCGACUGUUUAUGGGAAGUCAUUUUUUUUAACCCCCCCCUCCCCACCUUCACACCAUAAACACUCCAGAGAGUUGUGAAGCCCCCCAGAGAAUCUACAAUUCUUCCUUCUUGUUUGAAUCAAGCCAUGAUAUGGUUGAAACCUUUAUCAUGAAACUGCUACCGUCUCAAAUUAAUAUAAACUUAAAACUAACCUUAAAGACAAAAACUCUUUAUGACGACCCAGAGAGCUCAAGAAGCAUGCCCAAGCAUGCUGCUCCCAAGCAGAGAAGUGAAUUUUCAUAAAAGACUCUGCUUCUGUCAUGUGUCCACAGUGCCAUCCAGUGGCUGAAGUCAGACAUGUCAUAUGAUAAAAAUCUUGCACUUUCAGACGAGUCAUAAUUCAUAUUUUUUAGUUAAAUUUUAAUUACUGAAAAGGUAUUCUGUGUAGGUUGUCAUGAUAAUGUUGCUUCCAAUUAGAAACUGUCAUAAACUUAACUAAGAGCUAGUUAGUCUCAUAUAACGCUGAAUUGCAUGUUUUCAUUACCUUUUUCUUUAUUUUUCUUUGUUGUCCACAAAAAAAUGUUUUCUGAUAGUGAUGAGGAGGAGGAUGUAA